GUGAACCAGGAAAUGACUAUCGUCGACCCCGGAAGUGUCGGCAGCAACAUCACAACCCUUUCAAAAUCAGUAAAUUCAAACAGACGCACAAACAUGUCGAGUGGAGAAAACAGCAGACAGUUGGUAGUGUUAGAUGUAGACGGGGGUGUAGAUGACGCCCAGGCCAUGAUGCUGGCUCUAACACACCCCCAUGUACAGGUGCUGGGAAUCACAUGUGUUGCAGGUAACGUCAAAGUCAACCAGGUGUGCCAGAACGUCCUGAGGGUGCUUAAGGUGUUUGGCAGACCGGAGGUGCCAGUCUUUGCAGGAGCAUCCGUGUCUCUUCUUGGGACUCAUGUGGAUGCUUGUCACUACUUAGGUCAGGAUGGAAUGGGGGAUGUACCAGAUCCUGACCCUCCCUCAGCUGACUUGGUACAGUCUGAACAUGCUGUCAGUGCAUUAUUGAGGUUAUCCAAAGAGUAUCCAGAUGAGAUCAACUUGGUUGCAACAGGCCCACUCACCAACCUGGCUUUGGCUGUUAGGACGGACCCAGGCUUUCCUGCACGGCUAAGGAAGCUGACACUCAUGGGGGGAAACAUUCAUGGCCUUGGCAAUGUAACCCCUUCAGCAGAGUAUAACUUCUGGUGUGACCCAGAAGCAGCCCAUGUUGUUCUGGAGGGAUAUCGCAGCUUGUUUCCUAUCACAGUAGUCCCUUGGGAAACCUGUGUCCAGGACCAUGACAUAUCAUGGGACACCUGGAUGGAUAUUUGUGCCAUACCAACAAAACGUGGACAAUUCCAUGCUGCAAUACAGCAACAGAUGAUUGCAAAACAGAAGCAGCACAGAUUGUUUUCUGCACAUUUCCACACCUACGACCUCUAUGCAGUUGCAGUAGCAUUGUUCCCUGAGGUUUUAUACAAGACAUUAGAGGUCUAUGCCAGGGUUGAGUUAAAGGGGGAAAUUACCAGGGGUCAGAUGGUUUGUGAUUACAAUGACAAAUGGGGAAAACAUCCAAACGUACGAGUUGUCAAGAAACUUGACCUACCAUCAGUGUUAAAUAUGCUACGUAGAGCUCUAGAAUAGUGCAACUGUGUCCUAUGGUCACUUGCAUAAUUGACGAAGGGAAUGUUUUGUACCAUUUCUAUAAGAACAUGGUGAAGAAAUGAGACAGCUAUAGAACACAUGAAUAAAAACGAAGAUGCAUAAAAUGAUUUUGUAAGUUGAAAUUUGAAUGAAGGUUCAAAUCAUGGACAUGUUUUGAUGUGCUUUUUUUUAUAAAAUUGCAACAUGAAGAUGACAGAGAAAAGACAUGUUAGGUUUUCAUCAAUCACUGCAUGUCUUAAUUGUAUAUGUUAUGACUUUCAAUUUUUAAGGUUUUCAAAACACAGCAUUACAUCAUAGCCUAUAUACCGACGAAAUGGUGUAAAAUGAGAAGUAACAUACUAAUGAAUGGAUGAAGACAUAUUAUUAUAUUAAUUAUUUAUGAUAAUAAUCAUUAUCGGUACAUAUGCAUAGGCACACUGGUCACAACAAACCUUAACAGAUAACGUUAACAUAACGUGAGUUCCUUUUACAUUCCUUG
This is a messenger RNA of Branchiostoma belcheri (Belcher's lancelet), 1561 nucleotides long. RefSeq lists its product as uncharacterized. The record is from RefSeq and is a predicted model, not a curated record. Gene Ontology annotation, molecular function: hydrolase activity, hydrolyzing N-glycosyl compounds. Lineage: Eukaryota; Metazoa; Chordata; Leptocardii; Amphioxiformes; Branchiostomatidae. The transcript has 5 exons. Bases 13 to 1062 code for a protein of 349 amino acids.